Molecule: messenger RNA, 4253 nt
Organism: Leguminivora glycinivorella
Lineage: Eukaryota; Metazoa; Arthropoda; Insecta; Lepidoptera; Tortricidae
Exons: 3
Coding region: 1471-4197 (908 amino acids)
Source: RefSeq, a predicted model, not a curated record
UAAUAACUCGAAUUACAUGAUUUUUUUUUUAUCAUUGCAAUGGCUUUCUACGGCAUUUGUUUUGUAGGAAAAAAAUUGACAACUCGAUAUCUACGUAACUUUUAGAGAUAUGUCCGGUGACAGUAUAUUGACAUCUCUACAUUUAGAGUAAAAUUUUUAACAAAACGAGAUAUAAACGAGACAACGUACAAAAAAAUAACUUAUAUCAUAAUAUAUCUUUAUAUCAACUUAUAUUCAUAAACCAGAAUAGCAUACGUAAAAUGACAUAUCAAGCUAUCAAAAUAACCACCAAGACACUAUUUUGUUAACAACUAAAUAUAUCGUUUUAUCUAGUUAUACUCCACUACCGUAAAAACGUACGGAACUUAAUAUGUCAUUUUAUACUUUUAACUUAACGAAUACAAAAUAUCAUAAGUUGACAUAAUUAGAUGUCAACUCAUUGCUUGGGUAUAAAAAUUUCCAUGCGUAGCAUUUAUAACUUGACAAGUACUUUGAAGGUCCAAAUAAAAGUAUACAUUAAGACUUAUGUCCUAAAUCUAAUUUUCUGUAAAUUUAUAUUUCGACUUAUCAAGUUAUCCACGCUGUGCACGGAAUAUGACAUUUAAUGUUACCUGUAACCUACAGAAAAUAAUAAGAUAACAUAAUUAGAUAUUUAGUUAUUGCACUUAUUGCUACGGUUUUAUUUUCCGGGCACAGCGUGAAUAACUUAAUAAGUCCUAUGAGGAUUAAAACAAAACCGUACUAUAAGACUUAUAUACUUAAUUUAAACUUCUGUAAAUCUAUAUUUCGACUUAUCAAGUUAUUCACGAUGUGUACCGAAUAUGACAUCUAAUGUUAUAUCAGUAGUGUUUAGGUUUUCGGACAAGCCAAACCAAACAUUUGUUCGUAACUGAAUAAUUUGUUUGAAUUAUAAAUCUUUUGUGCAUAUAUUUCGACUUGUCAAUAUACUCACGGAACAAAGAUAUGGGUACGUUUUGUUAUAUUUAUAGUUACCGAGUUAUUCUUAAGUUAAGUCAGCAAAAUUAAAAUUGGUAUGUGUAUUUAUCCAUAUUUAUUUCACAACAAACUUUUAAAAUAUAACGAGUUGGAAUUUAAAAUUACCGCCAACGAGCGCGGCUCGAUACGCGUGCGUUUGCUUCUCCCUCUAACAUAGACACAAGAACCUACUUGUCAGUCAAACAACAACAAAACUUUCGUAAGAGUGCUGCGGCUCGUGAAUAAUAUUGUUUAUUUGAGUGUUCUGGUAAUUAACGUGUUUUGUAUUGAAAUAAAAAUAGCGUAAGGAAUUAUAUUUUAUCAUGGAUUCUGAGGAAAAGGUGAGAUAUGACCACGAAUAAAGUUUUUAUUAAGAAUAACCUAGAAAAAAUACUUUUAACUCAAAAAUUUAUUUUACAUGAUUAUGACUUAAUUGUGUAACGCUUACUUCAUUUGUUACGUUUUUAAUUACAGAAUGAGUUGGUUAUUCAGUUAAUGAGUAGAAAACGCAAAUUAAUGGAACUUCGAGAAGAAAUCAAGUUAAAAUCCUCACGCAAAGAAAAUAACUGUGAAGACAUAGAUGAAUGUAAUCUUCAGACUCCAUUCUCCGUUGAGGUUCCUUCACUUCCUUCUAUUUCUCCACCACCGUUUUCUCCACUGACCCCUCUGGCACUCCAAACUAAAUUCAAGGAGCAGAAGACGUGCAGUACCGAGUUGUUACGUACAAAUUCUCCGCCUCUGGGUUUUUCCUCCUUUUUAAAUAACAAUGAUCCUGCAUCAUCCCCUCUUCAACCAAUGUCACCAGAGACCCAACAGUUAUACAAAGAUUUAACUGUAGAAGAAUUAUAUAGAAGGAACUCAACGGAUAUUAUUGAAAACAGUGACAAUGAUGCAGACAUUACUGAUGACAGUUUGAAUGAUCCAGAUUAUGUUGUCGAUAAACCCAAACAACGUAUAGUAUUUGAAUCAGAACCUGAGAAUAAUUCGACUAGCGAUAUAGAACAUGAUGACCUUGAACAUAAUAUCGUAGUGACCGAAAAAUCAAACCCAAAACCGGUGUUUAAAGACACGAAUACGCAGUUAGAACUACCUCAACAAGCUACCACAAGCAAAACAGAUACCAACCUAGGACUACAUAGAGAUGUUGCAAGUUCCGUAUACGAGAAUGCACAAGAAGCGGAAAGUCAUAAUGGGACAUAUGAAAUAGAUGCGGCACCAGACCAAACACAAGACAUUUCUUUAUCUACUGUAGUACAAUGCAAUAUAGAAGAGCAAGAUACGACAUCUCUCACGAGUACGACCGAUAUCAAUAACGAAGAUUCAAUUCUGACAGAAAGACCAAAUGUUGUUGAAAUUAAUAGAGAAGAGACAGAAAUUGAAAAUACCGCGAUAGAUAAUCAAAAUUCCAAUGUUGUUAAUGCUGAAACAGAGAAAAGAAACAAACAACGAUCAAUAAAAAAAACCAGAAAAGAGAGAAACGAAUCUAAAGUACUGAGGAAUACUGGGAAAAGUUACGUGUCGGAAACAGGUUCUGUGGUUCCUGAAAGAAAAACGCGAGAGCUCAAAAAUUCAUGUAGAUUAAAAUGUGCAGAAAGAUUUUCAGAAGACGAGAGAAAGGAUUGCUUUCAAAACUACUGGAAUUUAGGGCAAAGAGAGAGAAGAGCGGCAUUCGUAGCAAAAUCUAUAACAAUAUUUCCCAAAAAGACUCAAACAACUGCUGGCCAUUCCAAAAACAGAGAUUGUUAUUGUGUGUAUAAACUACAGGUUUGUAACGAAGAAAAACCAAUUUGCAAAGAGUGUUUCUGUAGAAUUCUAGAUGAAACCAUAGGAUUUGUUAACGUGGUUAUACAAAAGAAAAAAGAUUCCCCUACUGGAAUUAUAGAUAUUGAUCAGAGAGGUAAACAACCUCCUAAAACUAAAAAAACCAUUGAAGACAUGUCGUUAGUUAAAGACCAUAUUCUUAGUUUCCCUAGUUAUGAAAGUCACUAUUGUAGGAAAUGUACUGGUAAGAGAUAUUUAUCACCUGAUCUUUCUAUCGCCAAGAUGCACCGGGAGUAUAAGCUGACAACAUCAAACCCAGUUUCGCUUAAGCUGUAUGCACAAUGUUUUCAUGAAUUAAAACUAUCGUUUAAGCAACCAUCGAAAGACACCUGUAAUACUUGUGAUGUCUUCCAGGCUAAAAUUAAGGUUGCUGACGAGAAUAAUAAGGAACAACUAAUUGCGGAGCUAGCUGAACACCAAGCUCAGGCAGAAAAAGCUUAUUCCGAAAAACGUGUUGAUAAAGAAAUAGUAAAGACGGACUCUUCUGUGAGAGCUUUCGCAUUCGACCUUCAACAGUGCUUGCCAACACCUUAUUUGAAAACUUCUGUUUCAUUUUACAAACGGCAACUGUGGAGUUUUAAUUUAACUAUACAUGACUUAUCAAACAACGAAGCGACAUGCUAUAUGUGGGACGAGACUAUCGGAGCUCGUGGAGCCAAUCAAAUCGCGUCUUGUUUGUGGCAUUUUUGUAAAAGGCUACCAACAGAUGUUAAAGAGCUAAUAUUUUAUUCAGACACGUGUGGUGGACAGAAUAAAAAUAAUACUGUAGCUAUGAUGUUCAUGUAUAUACUGCACCAUCACCCCACAAUACAAACAAUACACCACAAAUUUUUGUUAAGUGGGCACACUCAUAUGGAAUGCGAUUCUGACCACGCUGUUAUAGAAAAAGUGAAGAAGAGGACCCAGAUGAAAAUAAACCAUUUAAAUGAUUGGAUUCAGCUGGUACGAACAUGCAAAGUUCAGAAACCAUUUAAUGUUGUGGCAAUGACGCUAAAAGAUUUCUUUGAUUUUAGUGAGUUAAAAACUAAAAAAGGACCGUUUUCUUUAAAAAAACAAAAUGAGCAAGGUGACGCUUUUCUCUGGCAACCAAUCAAAUGGUUGAAAUAUAGCAAAGACCGCAUAGGCAAAAUAGAUUUCAAAGACAACCUUGAUCGUGAAAUGCCAUUUCAAUCAGUAAAUUUUAAGAAAAGAGGCAAAGUUACGCUAGAUUCUUUCAAAUUAAAUCAGAUAUCUAGACAGCCAUUGCCAAUCAGUGCUGAAAAAAAGAAAGAUUUGAUGGAUUUAAUUCAGUUAAUUGAUGAGCCAUUUCGUGAGUUCUAUUUAAAUAUCAAGACCACAAACUGUGCUCCCACGGAUCCUGAUCUCGACGAGGAUAACCCAGAUGAGGAAGACACUUUUUAAUGUAAUGUGCGACUGAAAAGUAGUUAAAUGCAUGCGUUUUUGUAUUUUUUUCCCGA